Molecule: messenger RNA, 354 nt
Organism: Paramecium tetraurelia
Lineage: Eukaryota; Ciliophora; Oligohymenophorea; Peniculida; Parameciidae
Exons: 2
Source: RefSeq, a predicted model, not a curated record
AUGUCAAAAAAAGACUUAUUAAGAUGUGAAAUCGAAAUUAACCCUAGUGAACUCGCAAUCACAAAAUUAUUGAACCCUAAACCAAAGUUUGAGUUCUUCUAAUCAUCAAUGUUAGAAAAAAUCCAGCAUUUUUUACCAGAAUUUAAAAAAGCAAAUGAACAGCUUGAAAAUACUGAUAAUUUAAAACAAUUCUAAAUUGACGAUUAAAAUGCAUUAAUUAGAAGAAACAUAAAAGAUCUAAUACCAGAUCCUAAAUUAAGAAAGUAUUGUAGAAGAACCGGAAGAUAAUAAAAAAUGAUCAAUCUGGAUUUGUAUAUGGGAGUUAUGGAUACUAACAAGGAUUUUAAGGAAUGA